Messenger RNA from Xenopus laevis (African clawed frog), 1221 nucleotides. Its product is annotated as transmembrane protein 74B-like. The record is from RefSeq and is a predicted model, not a curated record. The coding region runs from base 216 to 884 and encodes 222 amino acids. NCBI's taxonomy places the organism in Eukaryota, Metazoa, Chordata, Amphibia, Anura, Pipidae. The transcript is spliced from 2 exons.
CCCCCAAUUCCUAUUCAUUCUAUCUCUACCGGUGCACGGCAGAUGGCGCUCAGUGUUUCACAGAAGAUACAGAUGAUAGUCCCGGCCCGGUGGCUGCUGUUUCCCUUGUGAACAGGCGGAUCUGAUUUCCGGCCCAAACAAGAAGCAUCGCUGUGAGCUGAGAGUCCCUCUCGUGCCAUGUGCUUCCCUGGGCGCAGCAUGUUUAGCCCCCGCCAAUGGCUUGUGCAGAGUCCCUAGAACUGAGGAACCUGCCAGCCGGAGAUGGAAACAUUUCAUCCCAUUGGGAGGAAAGCAGAGCAUUUGAGAAUCCAGCCUAUGAGGAGCCUAAAGACUCCAUUUUUGAAGAUGAUUUGGGGCAUUUCCAUCAGUGUAGCCCCAACCCAGAGCUGAGGGGUCAGCUGGGGACAGCUGAAGCAUCGCCUCACUCAGAGGACAGUCAGACCCCUGAGACACCUCCUCAUUCUGUGGAUUAUGGUUUCAUCUGUUCCCUUAUCCUGUUGGUCAGUGGUAUAAUCCUGGUGGCCAUUGCGUACAUGAUCCCGCGAGAGGUACGUGUCAGCCCGGAGUCUGUGAGUGCCCGCGAGAUGGAGAGACUGGAACACUACUAUGCCCAUCUGGGCACCCACCUGGACAAAUGUAUCAUUGCUGGCCUGGGGCUGCUGACUCUUGGUGGCACACUCCUCUCCUUGCUCCUCAUGGUUUCCAUCUGUAAAGGGGAACUCUACCACAGGAAAAAAUUCCCUGCUGCUCGGGGGCCCAGGAAAACCUAUGGCUCCCUAAACCUGCGGAUGAGGCACAUAACAUCAGAUGGGGGGCAAUUACUGGUGGAACAUGAGGUUCUGCACCCAACUGGAAAUGGAGCAUCAAAUUAUCAGGUACCUUAAUACCUGCUGCAAACAGGAGCAGAGGCUACUUAUGAUAGGGCUCCUUAGGGCAACCAACAUGUCAGGCACAUGCUGGAUGCAAGGAGCAUUGUUGCUUUAAUGAGACUUUUUGGAACGGAUAACCAGGGCAUGAGUUGUACUGUAGCCACUGUAACAGCAUCAACCCUUGCACUUCACUCCAUGUCAUCAGCUUUCAGUGCCAUCAGCUGCCUUGGUUCUACAGUGUUAGGGUAAGGGCACACGGGGAGAUUAGUAGCCCCGGCAACUAAUCGCCUCUUCUUCGGGGCGACAAUCUCCCCAAACUGCCUUCCCCUACCUUCCUGCGGGAUGGCACUCG